Zootermopsis nevadensis is the source of this 3294-nucleotide messenger RNA. The record is from RefSeq and is a predicted model, not a curated record. NCBI's taxonomy places the organism in Eukaryota, Metazoa, Arthropoda, Insecta, Blattodea, Termopsidae.
CAGUUCCUUUGUUAGCGUCUAUCUUCAGGAGCGUGUCGCAACUUUUAAGUUUGAUGCAUUUAGCGUGUGUACGUAUGUAUGCACCGUACUCAUUAAUUAAUAUCGGUCUCGCAAACCAACUCAGGUCGACUGUUUGCAGUUGAAGGCAGAAAGCUUCGUACUAAAGAAAACCGAUAUUCGGAAGGGAGAAUGGGACUUGUCUCCGGAUGAAACAACUUUCCUGGUGACAACAAAGUUCACUAAAGACCAAUCGACCGUUUGGGUACAUUCCGCAGUGCCCCACAUAAUUAAUGAACGCACACUCAUUCAUACAUACACGUGAAUAUGCCACGUAAAUCAUGGAUGAUCGCCUGUCUCCUGGAUGCAAGAAAGACUGGACUUUCAACCCACCUGUUACCAUCGAGGAAGUAAACCGGCUUGUGAUGCAGUUUGCAGCGCGCGGAUAGCGGGGUAAGACCCUAGCACGUCACGAACCCUGGACUACGCUGCAUCGUUUGUCGUUCUGUGUGUUCGAUGAGGGUUUUGUGUGGAUUAUAGUUCUGCGGUAAAGUGCCGUGUUUUCUGUUCAAUUUUACAUUUUUCAGUUUUUCGUUUGAACAACGAAGUUCAUGAACACGACGCAGACUGUAAACAAGGUCAGCCGUGUCUAAUUACGUAAACUGAUAAGCGGAAGUGAAGUGUUGCAAAAUUCGGAUGUCAUAUGAGGAAGACUUAGAAAUAAAACAAUUUGCACCAGACAGGACAUGAACGUGUAGACCGUCCUCGGGCUACUCAAGAGUCGAUUUCCGCAACUUUAUAUAAAAUCUCUUAAGAACAAACUUUAACUCGAAGCUGAAGACCGAGGUUUUGAAAGACCUGGAGGCUGAGAAGGCAGACAGAGACAGCUAGUGACCAAAAUGAUGAACUACCUACACACUACGAUUAAAGUUUCAGUAAAACAGCAGAUGGCCGAUGUGAUAAAGAACCUUGGUGAGCAUGACGUCAUGUCAACAGCAGCCAGUUACCGGAAGUUGAAGGACCCUCCUCUGAGGGGCAAGACUCCACUUCACUUCGUACUUUCAGACAGUGCAAACGGGGAUCUGAGAGAGAUCUUGGCGGAGAUGUCUCUGAAGACUGCCGUGUGGCUCUGGCAAGUUGAGGCGGUCCCUUCGCUUCACGAGGUGCUGCGAGGCGUCCGGGUGACUCUGGACGCGAGGUUCCUCGUCGCGCAGAUCGUGGAUCACUGCGUCUUGCUGUCGGAGGUGUACCAGGUCUCUGGCAAGACGCAGCUACGACGCUUCGCCACGUGGAGUAGGAAAAGCGGGCUCCGUGGACCAGUAAGAGACGACUUCCUCGACCGGCGAUCAGACCUUCAGGGAACUGUCAUCAAUGUAUCUUCAGUCGAGGGACCUCCGAUGACGACGGUAAACAGUGAAUCAGACCGGAUCACGGGGUUCGUGGGGGACGUCUGGGCAGAACUGGAACGUCGAAUGAAUUUUACAACGAAACUUAAAGUGGCCCCUGAUAACGCUUACGGCUCCCUGACGAAGAAUGGUACUUGGACAGGCAUGAUUGCUCUGCUCGUAAAUAACGAAGUGGAGUUGGCUGUAGGAGACUUCACCGUGAACAAUCUGAGGACCAAAGUCGUAGAUUUCACUGUCCCGUUCUCCGAGUCCGCCGUGUCCGUGUUCAUUCAUGGCACAGGGAGUCGAGAUUUCGGGUGGAGUGACUUCCUAGCACCUUUCAGCAAAGAACUGUGGCUUGCGGCCAUAACUGUGAUGUUCAUCAUGGCCAUUUGUCUCGUGGCAAUACACUCCUUUGAAUGCCAUAAAGAUACGAGGCACGGGAUUGGCUUCUUGAAAUCCUUUUGCAAUGUGUAUGCAAUCUUCUGCCAGCAGGGUGUGGCAGUCAAACCUGACGCUUUGUCACGCAGACUAGUGUACCUGGGGACGUGCCUCACGGCGCUGACCCUCAGCGCCGCGUACUCGGCCACCCUGGUCUCGUCUCUGGCUGUCCGGAUCAACGUCUUACCGUUCAACAGCUUCGAGACGCUGCUCAAAAGAAAGGACUAUCAUCUGGGCGUCGUUAAUAACUCGGCUGUGCUCAGCGAAUUUGAAGAGACGACGGACUACGUCCUAAGACAAGUUUACGACACGUUCAUUGCCAGUAAGAGAAGUAAUCUCCCAGCUGACUCCAAGUCCGGGCUGAGCAAAGUUUGCCAGAACUCGAAGUACGCCUUUGUGACUUCCUGCCUCGUGGCGACUUACAUGCAGAACAGUCUCAGUUGCUCCAUAAAACCUUUACCAGAAGCGUUUACCAAGGAAUACCUCUCAUUGGCUACGAAGAAGAACAGCCCUUACCUCGGGGUUAUCAAUCACAAGUACGAAUUUCGAGUCGAUCUGCAGUUUUCACGAUUGGGACCUCUUAUUUGUGUCAUUUUCCUCUUCGUAAGAAACAAGAUUGGAAAAUCGUAUACGCAGUUUCCACACUCGUUCUUUGCCGAGCGGAAAUGUUUAUUGAAGCUUCGACAAGACGGGACCCUGAAGAGACUGCACGCACACACAUGGCGGCCGACAGAAUCUGAUCCUGGACCCCCGUGGCGCAGCGUCGACAUCUUGGAAGUGGCGUCCGUUCUGCUCGUACUAGCGGCAGGUGUUGUUUCGUCCGUUCUUCUGCUUGUCGUGGAGGUCGUAUACCAGCGGGUGCGUCUCAGGGUCAGUGGCCAUGAUCGUCUCAGAGUCAAUCUGCAAAGAAGACCCCAACAUUUCUGCUGAGCUGGACAUUUUAACCCUGGCCGAAGGCGGUUUCAACAAUACCAGGCGCCCUUAUGUUCGCCGUGGGAGGAACCCCUCGUAGGGUUCCUAACCUAACCUCCAGCACACACGCCUCUGCGGAUGACGACGAAGUGCCGGUACCAUCGGGUUCCUGGGAAGAAAAUGGCUCCCCAUUCACAACCGCCGGCUCAACACUUCCUCCUCUGCAAUUCCGCCCCUCUCUGGUAAAUUAACCCUUUACAGCCUAAUGGUAACUAUGUGUACCGAGCGAGUUCGUAAAUAUUUUUAGACGAGACGAAUUAAGGGGACUAAGAUGGCGGUUUAGGUAGUAAAUACCCUUAUUUAUGCAGAAUUCUGUGUUGGAAAAUUCCGAAGAGGCUAAUUUAGGCACUAGAAACUGGUUUAAAUUUGUUUAAAGUGAGAGCAAGGAUUUGGAAGGAAUUAUGUCAGCCAAGCUUUUGUUCGAAGGUCGUAUUCUAAGAAUCAAUGUUUGUCUUCAGUAUGAAUCCAAUGAAUAAAUAUCAAUUGGUGCGUGCAGUUA